Macrosiphum euphorbiae (potato aphid) is the source of this 1410-nucleotide messenger RNA. The record is from the annotation of a GenBank genome assembly. Lineage: Eukaryota; Metazoa; Arthropoda; Insecta; Hemiptera; Aphididae.
AUGUUUGGAUUAACUGAUGAUGAAGUAGUGCUUGCAAUAUGGAAUAGUGGGUCUGAAAAAAAAAUAAUAAUUUCAAAUGAUUUAAUAGUAAAAUACGCCGCGACGCUGCCGAAUUCGUAUCGCACGCACUCUCAGUUGUGGUCACUAACUCCUCGCUUUAUAGGAAAACGCCGAGAACGCCUCAUCGCUGCUCCGUUCAGCACUGACACCGCUUCCGCCCACCGCCCAAAAACCAGACAAACAAAGGCGACGACGAGUCAUCAACAAAGCCACUCAUACAGCGCAGUAAUGGAAGACAAUAAGGUCGAGGUGCUCUUUGAGAACGGCUCCUAUUACGAGAGCUUUGUUACGGGUGUAAUGGAAAAUGAAGUUCUAGUUUCUUUCCCUGAUGAUUGGUAUUCUGAAACUAAAUUCAACUAUGACAAUGUUCGAUUACCCUUGUCAGAUGAACAAUGUAGUACAGAGUUUAUUUACAAUCAAGAAAUAGAAGUAAAAUCGGUCAUAGAACCUCAUCCUUGUUAUUGGUGGGUAAAAGCAAUAAUAAAAAUGAUCAGUGGUAACCCACCAUCCCAGUUCGUGGUCCAAUAUUUGAACACAACAGCUGAAGAAAUAUUUGUCUCUCCUGAUAAAAUCAGAUGCAGUAACAUAAAUUCACACAUUAAUGGCAAUACAUUUUACAUAACUGAUAUUGAUGUACCCGAAGAUGUUAGAGAAUUUGCUAAAAUUGAUGGCAUCCAUAAAGAUCUACAGAUAGCAAUUGGCGCCUCCUUGGUGUUAUAUAAUCCUGAUCGAUCAAUGUUGAGUGUUAUAUCUCUUUCACCAUUGACCAGUAAAAUAACAUUGAUAUUAGCCGACUUUAGAAAACUGAACCACAAUGUUAUGUUGCUUAAGAAGACUGAAGAGUUAGCCAAGCAACUGGAAAGCUCUAAGCUAAAUAUUACAUCAUCACCUUAUUCUGGUGAAUUUAAUGUACUUGAUGAACUUAUGGGUUUGGCUAUUGGAACUCGUGGCACUAAUAUUGAACGAGCUCGCAGGAUUGAUGGUAUUACAAGUAUUGAGUUAGAUAAACAUACCAGAAUUUUUAAAAUUUAUGGAAAUAGCAAAGACUCUAUAAAGAAAGCUCGAAGAAUUUUAGAGUAUAAGAAAAAAUGUCUUCAAGUUCAAAGAGAUUUCAUUGGAAAAUUAAUUGGUAAAAAUGGUUGUAACAUCAAAGAUAUCAUUGCGAAAAGCGGAGUGGAACUUGAACAAAAUAGGAAAGAAACACAAAUGGAAAUGGCGAUGCAAAGGCGAUACAACCGUAACCUUAAUGCAGACAGUGAAAACAUGAAAAAUGGCCAAAGUAAGUCUAAGGGAAGAAAAAUAACAGGUGUAUACGUGGCGAAGAUGAGAGUGAAUGAAAAAGUUAAUUGA